Molecule: messenger RNA, 375 nt
Organism: Acanthoscelides obtectus
Lineage: Eukaryota; Metazoa; Arthropoda; Insecta; Coleoptera; Chrysomelidae
Source: the annotation of a GenBank genome assembly
AUGGUUGGAGAUUUAUCCAAGGAGGACCAAAUGCUUAGGAAAGAUGUUGAUGGAUUGAAACUUACUCUUAACCAAGAGGAAUCUAAAAGGUUGGUUAACAAUUUGCCUAUUACCGGUCUUGUUACUGAAAAUGAUGAUAAAGAGCAAGCAGUGCAGAAAACUUUGGCUUUAUUUUCUUUUCUGGAUACACCUAUCUCUCGGAAUGAUGUAGCUCAUUUUAAACAAGUUCCAACCAAAAACGGCGUAAAGGCUAUAGUUACCUUGAAGCCUGAACAUAAAAAGCAGAUUCUUACAACUCGUUCCAAAAAAGGGAAACUAACACUUAGGAACACUAAAUGUGGUGAUGCGGAUUCUAGAAUUUUCGUCGAUGAGUAG